AUUCAGGCCCUUCGUGCCACACAUUCCCUUUGACUUCUAUGUGUGUGAGAUGGCCUUCCCUCGCGUGAAGCCUGCAGCUGAUGAGACGGCAUUCAGUGAAGCCUUGCUGAAGAGAAACCAGGAUCUGGCUCCAACUGCAGCCGAGCAGGCAUCCAUCCUGUCUCUGGUGACUAAAAUAAACAACGUGAUUGACAACUUGAUAGUGGCGCCAGGAACUUUUGAAGUGCAAAUUGAAGAAGUCCGCCAGGUGGGAUCCUACAAGAAGGGUACCAUGACAACAGGGCACAACGUAGCUGAUUUGGUGGUGAUCCUGAAAAUCCUGCCUACCUUGGAAGCAGUUGCUGCCUUGGGAAACAAAGUGGUGGAAAGUCUAAGAGCCCAGGAUCCUACUGAAGUCCUGACCAUGCUAACCAACGAAACUGGUUUUGAGAUUAGCUCAGCUGAUGCUACAGUGAAGAUCCUUAUUACAACUGUGCCACCCAACCUCCGCAAACUGGACCCAGAGUUGCAUUUGGAUAUCAAAGUGCUGCAGAGUGCCCUGGCUGCUAUCAGGCAUGCUCGCUGGUUUGAGGAGAAUGCUUCCCAGUCCACCGUGAAAGUCUUGAUUCGACUGUUGAAGGAUUUGAGAAUUCGCUUCCCUGGUUUCGAGCCCCUCACUCCAUGGAUCCUCGACCUGCUGGGGCACUACGCUGUGAUGAACAAUCCCACCAGGCAGCCCCUGGCUCUCAAUGUGGCUUACAGGCGCUGCCUUCAGAUCCUGGCUGCUGGGCUCUUCCUCCCCGGCUCUGUCGGAAUCACUGACCCCUGUGAGAGUGGGAACUUCAGAGUCCACACGGUCAUGACCCUUGAACAGCAGGACAUGGUGUGUUACACUGCACAGACGCUCGUCCGGAUCCUCUCGCAUGGAGGCUACAGGAAGAUCCUGGGACAGGAGGGUGAUGCCAGCUACCUGGCUUCGGAAAUGUCCACUUGGGAUGGCGUGAUAGUGACGCCUUCUGAGAAGGCAUAUGAGAAGCCCCCGGAGAAGAAGGAAGGAGAAGAGGAAGAGGAGAAUCAAGAAGAGACAGCAGCAGGAGAAGAGGAGGAAAGCAUGGAGACUCAAGAAUGAACCGUCCAGGGUACGUCCAGCCUGUGGACAGGAACAGAGGCCAGGCUGUCCUCCCCUGCAGUGAGCAUCGGAUCCCACCACAUCACCCCACCUCAGCCAACACUUGUAUUUUGUUGUGGUUUUUAUAGUUUAACAUUAAAAAGUUCUGCCCUUUUA
Alligator sinensis (Chinese alligator) is the source of this 1264-nucleotide messenger RNA. RefSeq names its product interleukin enhancer binding factor 2 (gene ILF2). The record is from RefSeq and is a predicted model, not a curated record. The coding region runs from base 50 to 1108 and encodes 352 amino acids. The transcript has 13 exons. Lineage: Eukaryota; Metazoa; Chordata; Crocodylia; Alligatoridae.